GCUAGCGAAUCGUGGAUAGCUCGACCCAAAAGAGAAGAAACGAGAAAGGGCAAGACGGGGGGGGGAGAGAGAGAGAGAGAGGAGAAGAUCGAAUUGCCAAAAAGAUGUUUCCAUGUUAGUGGCACCUUGAAUGGGUGGCAUGGCAGGCACUGAUCUGCCAUCUAUUGGCCGAGUGAGGCUCACUGAUCUCAUAGCCUCAGAAGGGCUUCCUUCGGAUUCUUACAAGAUAUCUUUAUUAACUUUAACACAGUCCCUUGCUCAAUAUUCUGCCGCUAUUAUACAGUUACCAUCCAGUGAUGGGGCACUUCUAAGGUCUGGCCUUGAAUCUGCUCGAUUUUUCUUCCACCAAAGAGCUUUCCCAGCUGCAGAGAUGGUCCAGACUAAUGACCCUCGUGAGUGGUGUAAGACGUCUGGUUAUUAUGCAGACCCCCAAUUGUGGCAGGAAAUAUAUGAUUAUAGGCCUGGUCUGACACCAACAGAGCCUAAUGGUGCAAUUGAGUUUCCUCCUGCUGGUUUGCCAGAUAUAUUUGCAUUACUUGGCAAGGCCUCUCGGGAUAUUUUAGAUGCUAUCAGUUUCCAUUUGAACCUUCGUAGCUUUUCAUUCACUCAAAUACUUGAUAAUGUCCCUUUGAGAAGUAGAGAAGUAUCUUCCUCAGUUCUUUCAGUAUGCUGUCAUUCAAGACCAUCAUUUCAAGGAGCACAACACCAUAGCUUAACUACACAAGAGGAUGGGCAGUUGGACAUGUUUGCAGACCAUGAGCCUCAGGUAGAUAAGAGUUUCAUAACAAUUGUAAAGUCAGAAAGAGCUGGUUUGCACAUCAAGGAUUUCCAUGGGCGUUGGGUACUUGUUGAUGGGGACCUUGGCCCUCAAGAUGCCAUUGUCUACCCUGGUCUUGCCCUUUACCAGGCAACAGCUGGUUAUGUCAGCCCGGCUUUGCACAGGAUAGAGAUGGGCGGUAUGCAAGGUAACGUCUAUGGAAGGUGUUCUUUUGCUUUCAAGCUCAUGCCAAGAGCCAUGGCUAGUUUCAGCUGUUCAGAAAUGAGAGCAGCUGGGUAUGGAGUGGAAGCCCAAUUUCAGAUGCCUAUACAAGUGGAUGACUUCAUGCAGAGAACCCACCCCACAGAUCAACUGUUGACUAGGCAUACUUGCACAAGUUAUACGUUUCAUGCAAGCCAAGAUGAUGGUGAUACAGUAUCUAUGAAACCUAUCAUUAAGAGGAGGAAGAACAGUUCGGGAUCCAAACAGCUUCCUCCUUCCAAGAGACUACGGUGUGCGGCACAGAGGGUUCUGAAGGAGCGAGUCCAAGAUAUUGCGGAUAAGAAGGGAAUCAGAUUAAGGUUUUGCAAUCUCAAGGAAUGUGAAGGCCACAUUCAUGCACUAGACAGCCCAUGUGCUAGUAUAAGAAUGGAAAUUGGGUGGCCAGCUGGAGUUCCCUUUGUCCACCCUCAUGACCUCCCAAACAAAGCUAAGCUUGGGUUUCUCGAAGCUUAUGAACCUGGAUGGACAGCCUCUCAGCAAGAUAUGGAGUUAAGUCCUUUUGAACCCGGACAGGAGUCAAUCUCCGUAGCAUUUGAUUUAUGGCCGUCUUCUGUCAGCUUAUGAGUUCAACAUCAAACAAAAUCAUCUUCCCCAGCCAUUCACAUGGAUGUACAUCAAUCCCUUUGUAUUCCUUCCUAGAUUGAUACUGCUUUGAAUUCUUUUGUCCCAACUGAAAUAAGUCGCCUGCACCAUGGACAGUGCCUUGGAAAGCUAUAGUUGCAGCAAAGAAGCCUAUGAUACCUCAUGAUACAUGAUCCGAUCUGUUUAUACAUUUUCAUUAUGUCGAGAUGCAGGCUGGGUUUGUAUGAAUAAAGUAUGAUUAUAAGUCAAUAUUGCUGAUUCCAUAAGCCUGCAGCAGUUCAUUCAGAUUACCUACCAGGACCAGGGUGCUGGAAAUUUUCUCCAUGUGAAUUAUGGCUCAAGGAUACUGAAAUCCAAUUCAGACAUGUAAAAAGUAAUUCGGUUUUUGGGGUUGUAAAUGUAGAUAAGUUUGUAAGCCAGUGAUUAUUUGUAAAAUUUGUUGAAUGUACAAGACUCGAUAUACUACUCCGGAGAUGGACAUUUAUUUAUCGGCUUUGUUUAAUUUGUGCAAAGUAAUGGAUGGCAAGCAAGAUAUGAUGCUUUUCAUAU
Messenger RNA from Dioscorea cayenensis subsp. rotundata (Guinea yam), 2170 nucleotides. RefSeq lists its product as uncharacterized. NCBI's taxonomy places the organism in Eukaryota, Viridiplantae, Streptophyta, Magnoliopsida, Dioscoreales, Dioscoreaceae. The record is from RefSeq and is a predicted model, not a curated record. The transcript is spliced from 4 exons. The coding region runs from base 131 to 1603 and encodes 490 amino acids.